AUGUAAAAUCUAACAAUGAUAGAAAAUGAAAAUGAUCUUGUAUGUAGCCUUCAUAAAUAGCCUGCAGUGAUGGUUAAUCUGGAUUCUUAGUUAGAUUUAAAUUAUAGACUCUUGUGUAAUCAAUGCAUUGACUUCGUUGAACCAGGCUCAAAAGUUGUUGGAUUUAAGAAAGCUGUUCAAAUGAUGGAAGAAAAACGAAUGAUUAUUUAACAGUUCUUGGAAAAUAUGAUUGAUGUAGAUUUCAAACAUGUUGAGUAAUUAUAUAAUCAAAUAAUGGCUUUGAAGUAAUAACUUGUUCUAUCAUUGGAUCAGAGAAAAUAACAAACAGACCAGAAUGAAAAGAUCAAUUUACAAAAUUAGAUUAAAAAAAUAAAUAAUGCUUGGAGCACUAAAUUUAAAUUGUAUUUAGGAUAAUUUCAAUAAUACCCACAAUAUUAAAAGUGUCAAGAAAUUUUGAACGAAAUAAAUUAAUCAGACGAUUCAAUUCAAUAAAAGGGAUUAGGCCCAACUAAAUUAGUACGUAUUGAUGAAUCAACAGAAUAACAAGAGAAGUGCAAAGCUAUCGCUUUUGAUCCAACAGGGAAGAUAAUGAUUUCAACCAGUGAUAAUGAUAUCAAAGUGUGGAAUUUUGAACAGGGAAAAAUCACAUUAAUUAAUACUCUAUAAGGACAUUAAAAGCAUAUAUAUUGUCUAAUAUAUAGCAAAGUAUAGAACUGCUUCGUAUCUGGAGCUAGUGAUGAUACAAUUAGAUUAUGGAAAGGAUAGAAUAAUAAUCAAUGGGAAAGUUCCUAAGAAUACUAGGAACAUAAAGAUCCUAUAUAUUGUUUGAUCUUAACAGAAAAAGAGGAUUAAUUGAUUUCAGGUAGCAUUGAUUAAUCAAUUAAAGUAUGGAUGGUAGACUUCAAUGAAAACAAAUUAUAAUGUCUUUAUUCUUUAGUGGAGCAUACUGCCUUUGUUGUUUCAUUAAGUUUAAAUGAAUCAGAGUAAGAUUUAGUUUCUUGUGGAUUUGAUGGGACAAUUAUAAUUUGGAGGAAAGGAUAAAAUAAUUAGUGGAAAUUUUAGUAGGUUGUUACCAAUUCUUUAUAAGAAUAAGGAAGGCAUGUUAAAUUUUUAAAUGAAAGUUCAUUCAUCUGGUUGGCUUAUAAGAGCAAUUAUGUUUGUGUCUUUGAAAGUAGUGAAGGGGUAUACCAAGAAAAUAUAGAGAAGAGAGUUGAAUUCAAGAAAGAUAAUUAAGCAUAAAUAAAUUGGCCAUACUUCCCUGUCGUUUAUAAUAAAGAUAGGAAUCUUUUAUGCUUAAGACAUAUAUUCCAUAUUUGCAUACUAAAAUUAGAAAGAAAUGGAAGAUUGUCAAUUAUUGAAGAAUUGGAUUAUUAAAAUUAAGGUAGUUAUGGUACUAUAACAAAAAACGGAGAAUACUUAGUAUUUUGGGGAGGCAAGGAGAACAAGUAUGAAACUUAUGAAAUAAAAUAUGAAUGA
Paramecium tetraurelia is the source of this 1476-nucleotide messenger RNA. RefSeq lists its product as uncharacterized. NCBI's taxonomy places the organism in Eukaryota, Ciliophora, Oligohymenophorea, Peniculida, Parameciidae. The transcript has 2 exons. Gene Ontology annotation, cellular component: cytosolic [4Fe-4S] assembly targeting complex. Gene Ontology annotation, molecular function: protein binding. Gene Ontology annotation, biological process: iron-sulfur cluster assembly. The record is from RefSeq and is a predicted model, not a curated record.